This is a messenger RNA of Archocentrus centrarchus (flier cichlid), 3528 nucleotides long. RefSeq names its product laminin subunit beta-1. The transcript is spliced from 23 exons. Gene Ontology annotation, cellular component: laminin trimer. NCBI's taxonomy places the organism in Eukaryota, Metazoa, Chordata, Actinopteri, Cichliformes, Cichlidae. Gene Ontology annotation, biological process: tissue development; basement membrane assembly; substrate adhesion-dependent cell spreading. The annotation marks the transcript as partial. The record is from RefSeq and is a predicted model, not a curated record.
GAGGGCUUGCGGUUCUGAGGAGGUUGGGGGUUUCUUUGGAGGAUCAGCCGGAGGUUAGGAAGCAUGUUGCAGCUCCAGCUUGCGCUGCUGUUCGGUCUGCAGGCGUUUACCUGUGCUCAGGAGGGAGUGGUCUCAGUAGGUGGGGCCACAGACAACAUUAGCCAACCCCAGCUCAGUGAUGUGUGCACUGAAGGCAGCUGUUACCCAGCAACAGGAGACCUUCUGAUUGGCCGAGCCCACCAGCUGUCGUCCACCUCCACCUGUGGACAGAACCGGCCUGAACCAUUCUGUAUUGUCAGCCACCUGCAGGAGGAGAAGAAGUGCUUUGUGUGUGACUCAGCAGUGCCCUACGAUGAGCUCGCCAAUCAGACUAAUAGCCACCGUAUUGAGAAUGUCGUCACCACAUUUGCGCCAAACAGACUGAAGACCUGGUGGCAGUCUGAGAACGGUGUGGAGAACGUUAGCAUCCAGCUGAACUUAGAGGCCGAGUUUCACUUCACACAUCUCAUCAUGACCUUCAAGACGUUUAGACCUGCUGCCAUGGUGAUUGAGCGGUCAGCUGAUUUCGGAAAGACAUGGCAGGUUUACCGUUACUUUGGUUACGACUGUGAGUCGUCCUUCCCCUCGGUUUCCCCUGGUCCAAUGCGGAAGGUUGAUGAUGUCAUCUGUGACUCGCGUUACUCUGACAUUGAGCCAUCCACUGAAGGAGAGGUGAUUUUCAGAGUUUUGGAUCCAGCGUUCAGGAUUGACGAUCCCUACAGUCCCCGAAUCCAGAACAUGCUGAAGAUCACCAAUCUUCGGGUGAAGUUCACCAAACUGCACACGCUUGGAGACAACCUGCUGGACUCUCGUAUGGAGAUCAAAGAGAAGUACUACUACGCCAUCUAUGACAUGGUGGUUCGAGGAAACUGCUUCUGCUAUGGACAUGCUUCUGAGUGUGCCCCUAUCGAAGGAGCUGGUCAUAUAACAGAGGGCAUGGUUCAUGGUCACUGUUUAUGUAACCACAACACUAAAGGUCUGAACUGUGAACAGUGUCAGGAUUUCUACCACGACCUCCCCUGGAGACCCGCAGAGGGACGCAACACCAACGCCUGCAAAAAGUGUAACUGCAACCAGCAUUCAGACUCAUGUCACUUUGACAUGGCAGUCUUCGUGGCUUCAGGUAACGUGAGUGGAGGAGUUUGUGACAACUGUCAGCACAACACAGCUGGAAACAACUGUGAGCAGUGCAAACCGUUUUACUACCAACAUCCAGAGAGAUACAUCAGAGACACCAACAUCUGCCAGCCCUGUGACUGCGAUCCGGUGGGCUCUCUGAAUGGAGGAAUCUGUGAUGGGAUGACGGAUGUCCAAGCCGGGAUGAUCGCUGGUCAGUGCCGCUGUAAAGUCAACGUAGAGGGAGAACGCUGUGAGCGUUGCAAGCAGGCACACUACAGACUGAGUGAGGAUCCUGAAGGCUGUAAAGCGUGCACCUGCAGCCCACUAGGAACAAUUCCUGGAGGAAAUCCCUGUGACAGUGAAACAGGAAGUUGUUUCUGUAAACGUUUGGUGACCGGGCGGGACUGUGACCAGUGUGUGCCUGAACACUGGGGUCUCAGUAAUGACAUGGACGGCUGUAGACCAUGUGACUGUGACCUUGGAGGCGCCAUCAACAACCAGUGUGAUCAGGUGACCGGUCAGUGUGUCUGCAGGGAUCACAUGUUCGGUCGUCGCUGUGAUCAGGUUGAGUCUGGAUUCUACUUCAUCGCUCUGGAUCACUACACCUACGAGGCUGAGGAUGCAAAGUUUGGACCUGGAGUGACAGUGGUCCAGAGGCCCCACCCUCAGGACCGUAGUCCCACCUGGACAGGUAUUGGCCUGGCCAAUGUUCCAGAGGGGGCCUUCCUUGAGUUCACUGUAGACAACAUCCCUCACUCGAUGGAGUAUGACAUCCUGAUUCGCUAUGAGCCACAGCUGCCGGACCAAUGGGAGGAGGUUCUGAUGAUGGUGAUGAGGCCUGGACCAAUUACAGCGGACAGUCGCUGCAUCAACACGGUGCCCGAUGAUGACAACCAGAUGAUUUCACUUCACCCCAGUUCACGGUAUGUGGUUCUUCCCAGACCGGUUUGUUUUGAAUCUGGUCUGAAUUACACAGUCCGCCUCAGUCUGCCGCUAUACUCAGCCCUCGGUGAUGUCCAAUCUCCGUACACACUCAUUGACUCGAUCGUGCUGAUACCUCACUGUAAGAACCUGGAGAUAUUCACAGGCUCAGAGGAUGGGGACUCCAGUGGAAAUGCCGCCUGGGAGACUUUUCAGCGUUAUCGAUGUCUCGAGAACAGCCAGAGCGUUGUCAAGACACAGAUGACCGACAUCUGCAGAAACUUCAUCUUCAGCAUCUCUGCCAUGUUGCACCAGGGAGCUAAAGAAUGCCAGUGUGACCCUCAGGGCUCCCUCAGCACUGUGUGUGACCCCAGUGGUGGGCAGUGCGAGUGUCGCCCCAACGUAGUUGGCAGGAACUGUGACAGAUGUUCUCCAUCCACAUUCCAGUUUGGACCCAAUGGCUGCCGAGCAUGUGGGUGUGACCCUCAAGGUUCUCACAAUGCGUUCUGCGAUCAGCUAACUGGUCAGUGUUCCUGUGUUUUGGGCGCAUACGGUCGGCAGUGUGAUCGCUGUUUGCCGGGUCACUGGGGUUUCCCCGCCUGCCACUCCUGCUCCUGUAAUGGUCACGCUGACAUCUGUGACUCUGACAGCGGGCGCUGCAUCGAGUGCAGGGAUCACACUACGGGACACGCCUGUGACAGGUGUGUUGACGGUUACUAUGGCAACCCGGUGUUGGGGUCAGGUGACCACUGUCGUCCCUGCAUGUGCCCUGACGGCCCCGGAAGCCUGCGGCAGUUUGCGGGAAGUUGUUACCGCAGCGAUGACUCCCAGCAGGUCACCUGCGUCUGCAACACGGGAUACAAAGGUGCUCGCUGUGAUGAGUGCUCACCGGGUUACUAUGGAAACCCUGACGAGAUGGGGGGGCAGUGUCAGCCGUGUCAGUGCAACAACAACAUUGAUAUGCUGGAUCCCGCUUCGUGCGACACCCAGACCGGCAAGUGUCUGCGCUGCCUAUACCAUAGUGAGGGUGCUGCAUGUGAGAGUUGCACACUGGGUUACUAUGGCAAUGCCCUACAGCAGAACUGCAGGAAGUGUGUUUGUAACCAGCUUGGAAGCAACCCCUCCAGCUGUCCGUCAUCCUCCGACUGUCACUGUGACCGCAGCAGUGGUCAAUGUCACUGCCUCCUCAACGUGGUCGGCCAACACUGCGACCGCUGUGCACUUGACACCUGGAAUAUGGCGAGUGGCAGCGGCUGUCAGAACUGCGACUGCGACCCGAAACAUUCAUACGGGACAUCCUGCAACGAGAUCAGCGGUCAGUGUUCCUGUCACCCCGGCUUUGGAGGAAGAACAUGCACCGAGUGCAAAGAACUGUUCUGGGGAGACCCAGAGGUCAAAUGUCAUGGUAGGCUCACUGCACAAUGUGUAAACAUGUUAAAAUAUGAUCAU